Anastrepha obliqua is the source of this 691-nucleotide messenger RNA. RefSeq names its product BLOC-1-related complex subunit 8 homolog. The record is from RefSeq and is a predicted model, not a curated record. Lineage: Eukaryota; Metazoa; Arthropoda; Insecta; Diptera; Tephritidae. The transcript has 3 exons. The coding region runs from base 90 to 626 and encodes 178 amino acids. Gene Ontology annotation, cellular component: BORC complex.
AGCCAUCUGAUUCAUUAUUGAUUUUAUAUCAUUGUUUUGUUUAUAAAUUUGUACUUCAGCCAAAGACUAGUUUGGUUAAAAAUAACACCAUGACUCCACAGGACGCAGAUUUGGCUUUCAAAACUAAGAAAACUUCAGAGAAAAUAUGUGAAAACAUACAUAUUGUUGCUAAUGAUCCAUCAUUGGCAUUCUUUCGCAUACAGGAGCAUGUCCGAAAGGUGCUGCAACCAAUAUCAGACAAAAGAGCGGAAGUGAUACAGUUGCAAACGAAUUUACAAGGGCAUUGCUAUGACAUGGAAUAUGCAGUUGGGGCAGUAAAAGGUGUGGAACAUUCGGAGGCAAUUUUCAAAAACAUUCAGGAAAUGAUAAAAACGUCGAUAUUUCUGAAACAACAGUUGAAGUUUGGUGAGAUUAAAAGCAAAUCCAAAAAAGAAUCGACGAGCAGUUCAGUUUAUAAACGAUUCUCCGCUCAUUUAACUUUGGAUUUGCCAGAGCUACCUGAUUUUAGUGGUGUUAUGCGCGAAACAAGUCAACGGGUAGAAACUAUGAUGACAUCAACAAGGGAUAGUACCGCUACACAAAGUAAUACGGGUGAAUUGCAGAGAUCGUAUACAACGUUGCACUAAAACUAGUUGAGAUUUGUUUUUUAAUAAGAUUAUUUUAGUUUAAAAAUAAAUAUUUAAGAGUUUGA